Messenger RNA from Strigops habroptila (Kakapo), 4152 nucleotides. It is a transcript of the gene PIMREG, whose product is annotated as PICALM interacting mitotic regulator. The transcript is spliced from 5 exons. Lineage: Eukaryota; Metazoa; Chordata; Aves; Psittaciformes; Psittacidae. The coding region runs from base 392 to 1204 and encodes 270 amino acids. The record is from RefSeq and is a predicted model, not a curated record.
UUGCUAGCAGUAUUCUAGCUUGAUAGCUGUGAAAAUGGAGAAUUUAAACUAUAUAUUUACAUUAAUAUCGGUGUAAACUUGUAUGGUAGUGGAAGGCUGUUUUGAUUAAUGAAGGCAAAAUUUGGGCUACAAGACCUUAGCCUGAGACACCAACAAGAAACUUGCAGUUACAGAGCAUUCUACCUCACAAGCUUGAGUCUCACAGCUUACCAGAUCUGCAGUGAUGUCCAGUGCUGGAAAUGCAGUGUAAGACUUUCUCAUGGACGUACAUAGACCUGAAUAGCUGUGGACAUCAAUGCUGUUCUCCUUCAAGCCUCCAAGUAAAAGUCUGCUCAGCUCUGAAUUUGUUGUUUCAGGCAAAUAAAUAAGGUUGACCAAGAACUGGAACAAGAUGGCAUCUGUACUUCAAAAUGUAAAGGCAACGAUGGCCUGGCGGAAACACCAGCUCCUAGCUGACUUCGAUGAGAAUGAGAGCCCUGUACCUGACAAAUUCAAGAGAAGGGCAUCUUUCACUUCUCUCAAUUCCAUCCGCAUGUCUUUACGGAAGCGAGUACCAUUAAAGCAAGUAGAGCUGAAUUUUCCUAAGAACCCUACUUGGAAAAGUCUGGAAGCAAGAGAGAAGUGCCAAUCUCUUCAGAGCAUUAAAAGAACAGCAAAAAAUGCUUUUGGAACAGUGUCCCAGAAAAUACAGAAGUCUUGCCAAAGCCCAGUAGACUCGAUGGUGACCUUUCCAGCUGAAUCCAUCAGCAGAAGCUGUUCUACCAAGAAAAGCAGCAGUAUACCUCGAAGCCCUUGCCAUAAGAAGAGUGUUACUCCAGCAGCCAAUUCCAAAUGCAGCACAAGAUCCAGCAAAAGAGCCUUGCCUGGGCCAAAACGGGUGCCAGAACAUAGAGAAUGGAGGGGUUUCUCAUCCUGGCUUGGUAAAGAUGCUGUCUCACUCCGGAGAUCAAGAAGAGCAGCAGCACUGAAGAGUCCUUAUUCAUCUCCUGCUUCUGCCAGCAGAAAGAUAGAGUUUGACUGCGAGUUGGAGCUGAUCUCCUCAGGGAUUUGCCAGUUGCAGCGUAUCUCCCAGGCAUUUGAUGAUGCCAUUGUGCAAGAGGAGAGGCAACAUGCAGUAUCAAACUACUACUGUCUAAUGGCACAAAGACUUUCUCAAGCUAUCAGAAGGCGAGCAAAGAAACACCAUCGAGCACUUGAUACUUAGAGAGAUGUAACUACUGUUUGUUGGUUUAUGAGCACAUUCAAAGGAGAGCUCUGUAUAGGACUUGAAAGGGUACAUUCUAUGCAUUGAGCGAGACAUUACAUUUUAUAAUCUUUCCUGACAAAGCAGGUCAGGACUUCUGUUGCUUUUUUUUUUUCAAGUGAACAGGAGAAUCAGAAUUGUACGACCGUGUAUUUCUCCUGCUGAGAUGAGGUACCAUCUUGAAUGUGACUCUCAUAAGGCAGUAAGUACUUUGAAACUUAUGUUGAACUGACCAGUAGGAAUGGCCAGAACAAGGGCCACAGACUAAUGAGGGGUGAAGCAUAGGUAAUAGUAGUAGACUGGUAUCCAACUGCCGUGAGUUUCAGUUUGAGUACUUUGCAUACUGAAAGUACUGGUCCAUUAUUUUGAAAGCCUAACAUUUUUUUUCUGUAUAUGAACAAACCAAAACUCUUAAACAUCAUGUUUAACUGGAAGUUAAUGAAACAACAGUGGCUUGAGUUGUGACCACAACUGCCAUUCCAAGGCAACAGGUUUCUGUGGAGUCACUCACUCCACAAGAGAGGAGCCACAUUAGGACUCUUAAUUCAUGGCCUUAAGGAUUGCUAUUAGAUAAGCCUGACUAAUCCCAUUUUAUGUAGUUGGGUUCCAGACAAAUCAGAGCAACUUUAUGUCAUUUCUUGCUGCUGUUUUAGAUGGCAUGUGGGCAGUUGAGUUAAGCAUUGCUUUUGUACUAUACCAUCUGUCUUAGUUAUAUUCAGAAAUCAGUUACUAUAAUUAAUGUAACCUCUUACAACAACUGUUAUUGGCUAAUAUCAGACUGCAUGUAUUUUAUUUGAUGAAGUCUACUAAGCAUUUGAUACCUGUAUUUUGCUUCUAAUUGCUUUUUUUUUUUUAAAAAUAACAUUCAUUUGAUAAGCCUUUUUUGGUAGGUGAUUCAGUUUAAUAAAGUUUAGUCUUUCAAACUAAAGCAAAGAUUUCUCAAGCUUCUAAAAUUCAUCCCCAGGGCUAUAUCCCACGGUAGCAGCUUUAGCUUCUCAGAUUACAUUCACUCUAAGAUGAACCUUAAAACAAAAGAUUGAUUUUGGAAACUGCUCUAUUUGAUAAUUUUUGAGAUGCACAGUUUUAACUGGAACUACUGAAAGUUUAUACUAAAAGUAUAAACAUUGGAAGCAGUCCUUAUCAAUUCUGAUUUAUGUGUAAGUAUUGAUUUUACUUGCUCCUGAUUUUUCUUUUUUCUGGUCAAACUAGUGUGUUUCAAAAUAUUGAAAGAAGAAACACAAAAACAACUUCCAGAUUUUUCAGAUGACUGAAAUCUUUAGUUUCUGAUAUUUCUUGAGGUAGUUUUCAUGCAUGUGUUUUGUGUUGUGUUUUUUUCUAUAUGGAAAUAGUAGCUUGAAGUUAUUCUUUGCAUAUACUGAAACUACUAUAUAGCCUUCACAAAGAUAUGGUAUCUCAUUACUGAAAUAUUUUGUCAUGUGACUCUUCAUAAAACUCCAACCCUUGUUCCUUUUGAAAUGUCAAGCUCCAAUCUAACUAUUAUUUCAGAUAGCCAGAUGUAUUAAAUGGCCUCCACUUAUACUGUUUCCACUGGCUACUAGGACAUGUAAGAUGAUGAUCCAAUACCUCCCCCAUCACGGGUAAGAAAAAUCAGUGACACUGUUUAAAGGCAAGGAAGGUUUUAUUUAAGUGACUAAUCUGUUAUAAGAUUUUAAAAACCAGCUCACAUCAAAAUCUUUACCAGUUGUAGAAAUCUUACUCCUUAUUUCAUAUUAAGAAAUUCAUUACUGUACAUUUUUGAAUCUUUACAAGGCAGCCAUAAGAAAUAUAAACACUUGUCACCAGAUAGAACCUUCUCACUGACAAACAAUAUUUAAAAGUACACACCUAAUAAAACUAUAGACUGAAAGAACAUGUACAGUUUCAAGUUUCCUUGUAUGAAUUCAGUUGUAAAUGGACUGCCCUUUUCCUCCACCACAAAUAGAAAAAUAAGUUGUGCAGGAGGCUUGGGGUUCUGUGAGAGGACUGCCAUUAUGGGCCCUACACCAGUCCUCCCAGAAUUACCUUUUCUGUAAAGCUUGCAAUCUGUAAAUUAUGUUUCAACAUUGUAAUCUCUAGUAUAUCAUCUCCCAGCACACUCCAGUAAACCUGCCCCCUUUCUCUCUCUUCCCCACUGUAAAUUCUGUACUUCCUUACAAAUGAGAAAUGAACUAUCAAAUUUGUUCCAUGUUUCCCCUGUCCCCCACAAUUACAUUUGGUUUUAAAGGUAGCUUAUUGAGAUAAAUACAAAUAGAGGGUAAACUGUAAUCCCCUUACCUUGGGCUUGAACUAAAAUGAGGGAAAGAGGAAAUACCAACACCUGACUUCAAUUCCAGAGUCCAUGGCACAGGAUUCUAGCUGCUCCAGGCCAUUUCUUAUUUCUGAAAAAAAGAGCUCUUUUCAUCCAGAAAAAUAUGUUAUUACCUCCGUAUUUAUGGGGGACUGAAUUCAGGAUCAUCUGUAGGAACCUAUAUUUACACUUGAGUGAUUAAACAUCACGGAAGUCAAAUUACCUUGUUAAACCCACAAUUUCUGCUGAAGCUAUGAACACGGACCAUGAGGAAUCAUUGCUCUUAGAGAAGCUGAGGAGGUAUGUUGGAAAGCUUUGUGGUUAUGGUAAUUCUAUCCUGUACCAGCUCCAGAUGAGGAUGGAAAGAGCCACUUUCUCCCCUGCAUGCCUGAAAUGAACAUUUCAAUGCAGAAAUCUUGAGUUCAGAUCCCACAUUUUAAGCUCUAAUCAGAAAAAUGAUUCAGUGUACAAUCUCCUCUCCAUUAUUCAGCUUAUUAAAAAGGUGCCCUUACUCCAGUCAUCUAGUAAUUUUUUAAUGUACUCACCUUUCUGUGGCUUAGAUGCAAGAGGGGGAACAAAAAACCUGGGGAAGAUCCUAUUUGUUCAGUAACAACUAUUGCAC